AUGCAUUCGCUCAUACUUUUCCAUACUUUCCCAUGGCCCAUUCAUCCCAUGCUGCUUGUGCGCACCAGUGGAGAGGAGGCGGAGCUGCGGCGUCUGCAGGUUGUGAGGCCAGUCAUCCAUUCUCCCAUUCGUCAAUUUCCACGCCCCAACAAUCCCAUCUGUGCUUCUCGUGCAUACCAGUGGAGUAGAGGAAGAGCUACAGCUCCUGCAAGAGGUCACGCCAUACAUUCACUCAUUCUUUUCCAUGCUUCCCCUGCCCCAUUCAUUGCAUGCCCCACUCAUCCCAUUCACCGUGAUUCCCAUGCUACUGAUGCUCAAUGUGCUGCUGCUGCUACGCCCUGCACCCAACCAGAUGCUCUGGGUGCUGCUGCUGCUACGCCCUGCACCCAGCCAGAUGCACUGGGUGCCGCUGCUGCUACGCCAUGCACCCAACCAGAUGCUCUAGGUGCUGCUGCUGGUGCUACGCCCUGCACCCAACCAGAUGCUCUAGGUGAUGCUGCUGGUGCUACGCCCUGCACCCAACCAGAUCUGUCGGUGCUGCUACAGCGAGCGGCGACAGCGGGUUGA
Molecule: messenger RNA, 567 nt
Organism: Closterium sp. Naga37s-1
Lineage: Eukaryota; Viridiplantae; Streptophyta; Zygnematophyceae; Desmidiales; Closteriaceae
Source: the annotation of a GenBank genome assembly